Lytechinus variegatus (green sea urchin) is the source of this 4221-nucleotide messenger RNA. RefSeq names its product serine/threonine-protein kinase PLK4-like. Gene Ontology annotation, biological process: protein phosphorylation. The transcript has 16 exons. Bases 399 to 3419 code for a protein of 1006 amino acids. Gene Ontology annotation, molecular function: ATP binding; protein kinase activity; protein binding. Lineage: Eukaryota; Metazoa; Echinodermata; Echinoidea; Temnopleuroida; Toxopneustidae. The record is from RefSeq and is a predicted model, not a curated record.
AGGUUCUCAAGCUUUUGGGUAGAGGCGGUUUUGCCUGCGUAUACCGAGCUAAGACCAUCAGCACUGGACAGGAAGUCGCUAUCAAAUUUGUAAGAAAAAAAAGUCUGAAAUUUUCAAUGUGCACACCAUCAUACCCUAAUUGGCAGAGUCUAUCAUAACGAUUCCUGGAUAGCAUUCUAUUUCAUCCACAAGAAGGAAUUUUUACUUUUAUUGCCAUUUAAAAAAAAAAUCUUAAUGCUUAAGCUUACAAACAUUUGGUGGUUGAUGAUCUUUGAAGGUUUGUAUGGUGGCACAGAUAAUGUGAGAGAGGUUUAUGGUUCACCAUGUGGGUUAAUCCUGGACAGGACCAUUGUAUGGCAGAUUGAUAGAGAUGAGAAUGAAAGAUUGAUAAAAAAUUAAUGCAGUCCAGUGGCAUGGUAACCAGAGUUAAGAAUGAAGUAGAAAUUCAUUGUCAGCUGAAACACCCAUCCAUCCUGGAGCUUUACAGUUAUUUUGAAGACCUAAACUAUGUGUACCUCGUCUUAGAGCUGGCCCAGAAUGGAGAGCUCUUACGAUAUCUCAAGAAAAAUGCAAGAGUUUUCAGUGAAGAGGAAGCUCGUCAGUUUCUGGAGGAGAUAGUGAUAGGUCUUCUUUAUCUUCAUUCCCAUGGGAUUCUACACAGAGAUCUAACAUUAGCAAACAUUCUACUCACCAGAGAUAUGCACUGUAAAAUAGCCGACUUUGGAUUGGCGACGCAGCUGAAGCUCCCAGAGGAGCAGCACUACACCAUGUGUGGAACACCGAACUACAUCUCGCCGGAGAUAGCCACCAGAGGGCCACAUGGUCUCCAGUCUGAUGUAUGGUCGUUAGGGUGUAUGCUUUACACCUUUUUGACCGGUAAACCUCCUUUUGAUACAGAAGCUGUCAAGAAGACACUAAAUAAGGUGAUGUUGGCUGAGUAUAUCAUGCCCACCCACAUCUCAAUGGAAGCCCAGGAUUUGAUCAGUAAGAUGUUGAGGAAGGACCCAACAGAAAGGAUCAGUUUAUCAUCCGUCUUGGAUCAUCCUUUCAUGGACAAAACCCGCUUCGAUGGAUCCAAGAACAAACCCAUCUCCAAGAGGCCAGUGGAAUCAUCUCUGGACAGUGGUCUCGCCACCAUGGCUACGACAUCCUCCUCCCACACAACCAACCGCACAUCAUCCCGAAGCAGACCUAUGAGGGCCCUCCCAUUGUCAGCCUUGACCCCGGUCAUCUCCCAGGGUGAGGGGUCAAGAGGUCAGGUCAAGGAUCAAGAACGAGAUCAUCGUCAUGGAGACAGGAUUGGGUCAAGUUGGAAUCAGUACGACAGGCAUCCCCCCUCUCCGCCAGUUAGGCAACGUGCCAAUCAUAGCGCAGCCUUGCAGUCAAGCAGUGAGCAAGGAGGAGAGAGAGAAUCCAGACCGUGGCUAUCAGGUCUAAAGCAGAAGGCAUCAAGUUCUCAGGACCUCAGGUCGACCAGCAGCGAUGGGACGCAACCUCUGACGUCCUACCACUCAGCACAGUCCAGAGACUACAACCUUACCAUGAAACCGUCGAUCAGCGAUGGAAGCAUAAAAGGGGCUGAUACGAAGACUAGAGGUGCAUAUGAAUCUCACGAGAGGAACGUGUACAGAAGCCAAGGACACCUUUACGAGGGUGAUCCUCAGUCUGCGAGAAGUGCCUCUUGGAACUCACAGGAUCACCUAGGACAGCAUGGCUCAAUUUUCAGAGAGAAGAGCAGGACAGAGAUAUCUGGACACUAUGAUAGGGUCGACGAUGCCAAACAUAGACUGUUUUCUGAAGCAGAUGUUGAUUCAGAAGGGACACAGACUGAGAUAUUAAGGACUGACCAUGCGAGAGGUGUUUGCGGGGACAAGAAACAAAGUUCCCAAUCCUCUAUAAGUGACCAUCCUAGUAUACAUGGCGUGCAUUCAUCGGCAUCGGUUGGAGGAUCAUCGGUGAAGCAGGAUGGGGCAUCGCAUAAGGACAGCAAGGCUGCAGAAAAGAGCAGCCACAAACGGAGCAAAUCAAAGUCACAUGACCUUGACAAAGGCGGCGACUGGAUGCACAGACACACACGCAAGCAUGAGAAAAGGGAAGGAGGAGGUGGUGGUAGGGGAGAGGGCGGAGCUGGUGUUCAGAGCUUAGCUCAUUUGACCCCGCCUUUGAAUGCUACGAGACUACGACCAAUCAGGCAAAGGACAAGAAAUGCAGUAGUGAGCAUCAUGCCGGGCGGAGAGGUUUGUCUUGAAUUUCUCAAGACCAAAGAUGGUCAGGACAGAGUGGUAGAGGUCUUGAGGAUAUCACAAGAUGGUAUGCAGGUUACAAUCUACCAGCCCAACGGGGGCAAAGGUUUCCCCAUCAUGGAGGACCCGCCCUCCCCGCCACAGGACAGCGGCAUCACCACUCACAGCUACCACGACCUCCCAUCCAAGUACUGGAAGAAGUACCAGUAUGCCUCCAGGUUCAUCCAGCUGGUCAGGUCCAAGACCCCUAAGGUCACUCUCUAUACAUCGGAAGCAAAGUGUAUGCUGAUGGAGAACGGCCCAACGGCAGACUUUGAGGCCUGCUUCUAUGACGGAACUAAAAUCCAUGCCACCUCGGCAGAACUGGACGUAACUGAGAGUAACGGUCAGACAAGCAAACUCCCGGCUGACCCGACCAGUGACCGGAUACCUAGCCACCUCAAACCAGUCAUCACCAGCUUCUAUACAUGGCAGCAGCAUUGUGUGGAUGUUGAAUCUGCGAUUGCUAGUCUUGAAUCCAGACAUGGCUAUGGACCUUUCUUUCCUCUUAUCCUCUCAAGGAAGCCAGUACAAGAACCUUACCAGCAAGGAGCAAAGGUACCACCAUCAACAAACAUCAGAACAUUUGCAGCAACCUCUCAAGCAACCCCUACCACUACCACCACAACCACUGGUAACAAGGUGCCACCUUCUACCAGUACCCAUCAAGGUGACCCCGCCAAGGGGUGCCCCCAGGGGUCUGUCACCUCCCCUAGCGUAGUGGCCCCACCCACGGCCUCCGUGUGUUCCUUUGAUGGUACUAUAUGCAGUGUAGCAAGGAGUGCACACGGCAAGGACAGGAUGAAGCACAGAAAAACAGCUGGAAGUUCUAAGGAGACUAAAGUCACAUCGCAAGCCUCCUCACACCCAGAAGGCAAGGAAGAAGUUCUAAAAAGUGUCUUUGUCCCAAACAUUGGAUGGGCAUCUCAGAUGAGUUCUGGUGAGGUGAGAGUUCAUUACAAUGACGGUUCUAUGAUCCUAGUUCAUGCUACUGCAUCUACCAUUAGAUACAAGGACACACAGGGCAAAACUCAAAGCUAUGGUAGAAAUGCAGUGUUACCGAGUCACAUCAGGGAGAUGCUCCUUCACAUGCCUCAGAUCAUACAGCUAUUUGUGAAUCAGAACAAACCAAAAUGACAUAAUUUCACUUAAAAUCAGCAAUUUGUGAUGAACAUUGAAAUCAAGGUGGCAUGUUUCAGCAGAGCUCGUGAUCAGCAAGUUUGUGAUGAUUUAUAUCAUGAAAUAUUCAUCCCAUUCAGUGCCCGAGAAGUACUUUAAUGAUUCGUAAAUGUAGUAUUUUGAUCAAGAGUCCAAUAAAAUAUAAACCUCAGGGCUUAAAUUUUAAUCUAAGGCCAUGGCCAGUUGAGAGGCCUUGAUGCUUUUUGUCAUCGGCCUUAGUGAAUUGUUGUGCCCUUUUCCCAUUUGAGCUAUAUCAUUAAUAUAUGCCAAGUGGAAUAGUUGCCUUUCCCUAAAAAUAUAAUUAUUUAAUGCCUGAAACAGACAUGUAAAUCCACAAAAUUCAUCCUAGAAAACACAUUUUUGUUUUAAUGUUCUCUACACCACAUCUGUUUUAGGGCAUACAUAAUCGUGUAAUCUGGUAAAUAACGGGAAUAGUGUGUGCACCUUUAGGAUGUGUAUCCAAAGUUGAAAUGGGCUUUAGUGCAAUUACAAAUUGAAAAACUUCAACCUUCAGUCCAGCUUCAUGAAACACUCCUUGACCCGUAUGCAGUAUUAACUGACAUUCCUUGUUAUCAACACAGAUUGUGUGGCUUGGUGGACAUGUUGCUGAACUUUAUCCACAAGGUCCAGGAUUCAUGCAGGGGUAAUAGUAUGCAGCUCUUGGAAACAUUGUAUUAUAUGCAGUAUAAAAAUUGCAUUUUGAAAUAUGAUGAUUAUAAUAAUAAUGGUAUAUUUACCCAGGGUAGCAACUUCAGUUCCG